Molecule: messenger RNA, 558 nt
Organism: Verticillium alfalfae VaMs.102
Lineage: Eukaryota; Fungi; Ascomycota; Sordariomycetes; Glomerellales; Plectosphaerellaceae
Product: ankyrin repeat protein
Exons: 1
Coding region: 1-558 (185 amino acids)
Source: RefSeq, a predicted model, not a curated record
AUGAACCAGGUUCCUUCUUGCGCAACUGCAUCUCGACUCCUUGAAGGGAAAGAGAUCCCCGAAGCUGUCCGCUCGGCUCUGACCAAAUUGCACGCCGGCUCUCAAGCAUAUGACCUUGCGUACGAUGAUGCGAUAGAGCGCAUUAAGGGCCAGCGCAAGGACGAGGUGGAGCUCUCGAAGCAAGCUCUGUCGUGGAUCACCUGCGCUAAGCGGCCGCUUUCCACAAUAGAACUCCAGUACGCGCUUGGUGUUGAAGUGGGCGAGACAGAGCUAGACCUCGACAACAUCUCACAGAUAGAAGACAUGAUGUCUGUUUGUGCAGGACUGGUCACGGUGGAUGAGAAGAACAGUGUCAUCCGCUUAGUGCACUAUACUACGCAGGUAUAUUUCAUGCGCACGUGGAAACGAUGGUUUUCAAAUGCACAGACGGAAAUGACAGAUGUUUGCGCUAUAUAUCUGUCGUUCAGCUUCUUUGAAGUAGGAUUCUGCCGUAUAGAUACCGAGCUCGAGGACCGGUUACGACUCCAUCCUCUCUACGACCACGUCGCCUACUUCUAG